Messenger RNA from Fusarium musae, 903 nucleotides. RefSeq lists its product as uncharacterized. Lineage: Eukaryota; Fungi; Ascomycota; Sordariomycetes; Hypocreales; Nectriaceae. Bases 1 to 903 code for a protein of 300 amino acids. The transcript has a single exon. The record is from RefSeq and is a predicted model, not a curated record.
AUGUCCGCCGAGCUCGAGCAUCAAGCUGCCUUUGAGGCCACCUUUCGGGGCUGGUUAUCCCGCCAAUUCACUACCCCAAAACCUUUACCAGACACUAUUGAUCUCAAAGGAAAAACCGCAAUUAUCACUGGAAGCAAUACUGGUCUUGGUUUCGAAGCAUGUCGACAGCUUCUCAAGCUAGGCCUUUCCAACCUCAUCAUGGCUGUGCGCUCUCAAACAAAAGGCGACGCAGCAGGAAGCAUCUUACGAGCGGAAUUCCCCCAAUCUACAGUAUCUGUUUGGAUCCUCGAUAUGGAGUCUUAUAAUUCUGUUACGGCAUUUGCGACCCGAUGUGCCACCCUUGCACGUAUCGACAUUGUCGUUCUCAACGCGGCCCUGAUCAAACCAUCCUUCACUAGAGCAUCUACUGGACAUGAGCUCACAAUGCAAGUUGUUUACCUUUCGACGGCGCUCCUGACAAUCUUGCUACUGCCUAUUUUGAAGGCGAAAAGGACCGCCGUUGGCGCAAGACCCCCAGUCAUUAUAGUUGUUGGAUCUGACCUCGCGUAUCGUGCUGACAUACAGACGGCGGGCCCUAUACUGGAGAAGUUGGACAGAAAUCAAGGUUACAGUCAAUUUUUAUGGUACGCAAAGUCCAAACUACUACUCACCUUCUUCAUAUCAAAGCUUGCCGAGUAUAUCGACCCCAACCAUGUAUUACUCAGCGUGGUCAAUCCGGGAACCACGCGAGGAACGGCCUUCCUACGGGAAUUCUCUCCGCUCCUGGCAAGGAUCGCAUUCGUAUUCCAGUACAUAUUUGCCAGACCUGCGGAUAUCGCUGCAACGACUUAUCUCGAUGCUUGCCUUGUGCGUGGUAUAGAGAGCCAUGGAUCAUUUAUUAGUGAUUGGAGUAUCAAGCCGUAA